CUUGAACAUUGUCUGCCUUGGAAUUGGUGUUUACAUUUUGGCGGUUGGCUACACUGAGUCGAUGCUAUAACGGACGCAACGUUCGAAUUAUUGUGACUGCAUGGUUUUUUGACUUGAAUAUUUUCAUUGCACAAUUUUAUGGAGAUAGGAGCUAAUGAACUACUUCGUUUUAUUUUCUGCAUUAUGACUUCAUGAAAUAAUAAAAUAAGAACUUGAGUCCAUGAUUGCUAGUAAACUAAGAUGUCUAAUUACAGGAAUGAUCUAUUCUGUAAAGUAAGAAAUAAAUUAAGAGAGAAAGAAAAACAUAUUAAGGAUGUAGAUAAAAAUAUGUAUUCUGACGAAGAGAUAGAGAGACCUGUUAGUGAAUCGCAAGACUUUUGUUUGAAACUAACUCCAAAUUCUGCUAUAUCUGAUUCUCAAGGAAUAAUGUCAAGUGAUGACAAAGAUGUGAUAGUGAUAAGUGACUCUAGUUCUGAUUGUUCUAGCCCUAAAACUGUUUCUUCUAAAUUUAAAUCCAAUAAAUAUUUUAAAUCCAAACGUGAAGUACAUAUUAUAGAUUCUUCAAGUACUGAGUCCACGGAUACUCAGGGAAAACAUGUUCCUAACUUACAGAAGAAGAAUAACAGACCCAAAGUUAUCAAUGAUUAUAAAACAGAUGAUCAUUUUAUUAAAAGAAACAAUUCUUUGUUUAUAUCUGACGAUACUUCAUCCAGUGCCACAGAAUCAAAUGAAAGGAAUAUUGAAAGUUCUGUUACAACUAAAACAACGUACUUUAGCUUUACCCCAGAGAAUAUGAAAGUUACAUCGAAAUGCAAUACUCAGUUGUGUAAUAAUGUAAAUGCAAAAAGUGUAUUAACUACAUAUGCUAAUAACAGUACAAAUUCCAAAAGCACUGAUGAACCUCCUAAAAGGAUAUCUAAUAAGACUCAGAGUAUUAAAAAGUUAACAAAAAAAGAUGCCAAAAAUAUUAUGAAAAAUAUAAAGGCAACAAGACAGGUUUAUGAAUCACCAAGAAGAGACAAUAAUGUAAUAAUUAAUGAGAGCAUAGACAAUGGUAUGCAUCCAGCUAUUUCAUGUAUGAUAAAUUUGAAAGAAAGUACUAAAAUUAUUGACGAAACACCAGUAAGUUCUGAGAGUGAUAUUGUUCAAGAUUCCCAAAAGAAUGUUAAAAAUGUAUAUAAAAAUCAUAUUAGUAAACUUGUACAUACUCCACGUGAGGAUAAUAUUACAAAUAAAGUAUCCACUGAAUUAUCAGAUAGGAAAAAGAAACAAAUUUCAGAAUGGCUUAUGACCAAUACUCCUGAUUCAAAAAGUGAUAACUCUUUUGGUAUGGUGCCUGCCAGUAACAAAGAUGAGAUAAGUUCUGGAAAUAGUAGUUUAGAAAGAUUAGAAAUGAACUAUGAAACCCCAAAUAAUAGAGAGAAAAUACGUCAAGUACUUAUAAAUGAAAGAAAAACAACAAAUGAAGAGUCCAAUAAAAUAAUUGUGUCUUCUGCAACAAGACAAGCUACACUUCUAGAGUACACAAAACGAUCCAAAAAUAAUGUUCUUGAACUUCGUACGUCAACAAACAAUUGUGCUAACAAUAUGAUUUCCUCUCCUGCAACAAAUCAACCACAAAAUGUAAAUAUCAUGGAUUGUGCUGAUAUAUUAGAUAAAUUGUAUGGUAAAUUAUGGAGAAAUAAGGCAGAUGAGUUGCUUCCGAAGUCUGAACCAAGGAAGCAAGUAGUUUCCACAAAAGACAGAGCUGUUCAGACAGAAAGGAAAACAGGAAAGAAAAAAAUUGUAUAUACAUCAGAUUCAGAAGAUGAAGAUAGUACUGCACCGUUAAAAAACUUAAAACCACAAAGGUCGACAACAAAAAGAAAUAUUCAAACGAAUAUUAAGGUAAAAGACAGUUUCAUUAACGAUGAAACGUCAUCGGAAAGUGGAUGUGAAAGUUCCUACUACACUGCAGUGACAAAUCCGAGAUCAUCGACAAACAAUCCAAAGCCUAAACCAACACUUCCACCACAUAUACAGAAAGUUAUAUCGCUAUGUGACACAGAUACUGAAGACGAAGAUGAAGAUAAAAAUCGUAAUAAAAUACAGGAUUUCAGAAGAAGGAAAUUGUCUUUUAGCGAGGAUGAGAGUAAAAGUUCAAGUACUAGUGAAUUCGAUCCUGGCGAUGAUGUACCAUUAAAACCUACAAGCAAAAAAGAUCUCACUAAAUCUUCACGGCAAAUAGUUAAAAAGGACCCUAUAUUUAAACCAACUUCUGACACUCUAAAAAAUGGGAAACAGGCAAGCUUCUUGGCAUCUUUAUCCGAAAAUAUUCCUUUUGCCAAUGCACAUCCAGAUGCUAAGAAAUACAGAACAAAUUACAAAGCUAAUAAGGAGAGUCUAUGCAGUUAUUUAUACAAAUUGUAUAAUGAAAAAGUAUUUAAUAAGCAAUUGCCAGAGAAUAUGAGCAUUGAGUGGAAUAUUCGUAUGAGAGGUACUGCUGGAUUUUGUUAUAAUAAGAAGUCUAUAAAACCACUUGGAGGUGUUGCAAGAUCAUCAAGAAUAGUUCUAUCGACAAAGGUGUUGGAUACACCAGACAGACUUCGAGACACUUUAAUACAUGAAAUGUGUCAUGCAGCAGCCUGGUUGAUAAAUGAAGUUUCUGAUGGUCAUGGUCCGUUUUGGACGGGAUGGGCCAACAAAGCCAUGAAGACAUUUCCAGACUUACCACCAAUUCGCAGAUGUCAUGACUAUAAAAUUAAAACUAAGUUCACGUAUAGAUGUGUCGGCUGCGGAUACAGUAUUGGCAGGCAUUCAAAGUCUUUGGAUGUUGAAAGGAAACGGUGCGGUCAUUGUUACGGAAAGUUUGAAUUACUAGUGAACAAAACAACAAAAUCUGGUACAGUUCAACUACAGACACCCAAGAGAGAACUCGGCGGAUUUGCGCUCUAUGUAAAAGAAAACUAUAAUUCUGUAAAAAAUGAGUGUAAUGUAAAGCAUGCACAAGUGAUGAAGAUUUUAGGUCAGCAAUUUUCAGCAAUUAAAAUUGCAAAGAAUCAGGGAAAUUCUGAGAAUAAUCUAGAUACUCCUGGUUAAAUGAAUUUUAAAUAUAAUGUAGAUCAUUGUUCAAAAUGCUCCAAUUUUUAACUGUUUGUACAUUUUUAACGCGGACGGGUACUUUCUGAGCACCCUAAUUUUAUACAUACAUGAUAAUUGACGAAACUGAUUUUACCAUUGCAGGCAUUGGAAUAUAAGUUUUGGAUUGAAUUUUCUAUUAUACUAAGAACGAAGUUAUAUUAAUUAUACAGAUAAAUAGAUUUUUACAGAUAGAUUGUAUAGACGCGGCAGUGGUUUGUAAAGAGUGUAUUAUAAUAUUACAAUAAAUGACAUAUAACAGGUAAUUCACGCUUAAUC
Molecule: messenger RNA, 3396 nt
Organism: Nomia melanderi (Alkali bee)
Lineage: Eukaryota; Metazoa; Arthropoda; Insecta; Hymenoptera; Halictidae
Product: Germ cell nuclear acidic peptidase
Cellular component (GO): nucleus
Source: RefSeq, a predicted model, not a curated record